AUGGCCCGUAGAGGUCGAAAAUGUAAGCGCGCUGCAAAUGGAUUGAGAGAUGAACCAAUUGAGCAACCUCCCUCAUGUCAUGAAACAAGGCAGCAGCCUCCACUUGGAACAAGCCAUGAAAAUGUAAUUGAACAAGUGCAAGGAGAAGCUGCUCGGGCACCUCAAUCUGCAAUUCAGAAUUCUACAUUGGGAAUAAUACAUGAAUCAGGUGACCAAGUCACUCAACAAGCUGAUGGAGGAAAAGAAACUACAAAUGAUUCAAGUGAAGUACAUCAGAAAACCCGAGGCCCUACAUUUAUGAAAGAAAUUUGGGGUCGGCCUAAGGAACUUCCACGGAUUGAGAUUAAACUCGAUGACAAUGGGAUCCCAAUAAGUGAGAAAACCUCUUUCUCUGAAUUCUUGGGCAGUUUGGCUAGGAAUGGUAUGUAUUGUCCAGUAGAUGUUGAAACAUGGCUUAAGAUGCCAAGGAAACUUAAAAUGGACAUGUUAGAAGUGAUAAAGGAAAGGUUUGCUUUGCCUAUGGGACUGGAAGCUUGGACCUUAAGAUCAAUUGGCAAAAAAUGGAGAAGCUGGAAGGCAGAUUUAAAGGCUAACUAUUUUGAUCCUGCCGUGCCAAAUGCUGAAGCUCGGUUUCAAAAGGACAUAAGGGUACGGGAAGAGCAAUGGAUCAAACUUUGGGCUUAUUGGAAAAGUGAAGAAGCAAAGUCCAAACAGUUGGGAAGACCUCCUACUAGAGUAGAAAUAUUCAAUAAGUUUUAUACCCAUGCCGAUGGAACUCCAUCAAGUACCAUAGUUGCUGAGAAUUUGGAAAAACUGACUGAGCUGAAAAAUCAGCUUCCAUCGGAUUCGCAAGAUCCAGUUGGUCGUGAUGAUAUAUUUGCCCAGGUGGUUGGGCAAGACAAACAUGGUCAUGUUCGCUUGUUUAGUGACGGUGUGAAUCCAACGGACUUAUGGGAAGACAUUCCUAGUCGUAACACAUACUACCGUAUAAGUGUUCAACAACAGUCAACAUUGGUCCGUUUGGAGGAAAGGCUUCAGCGACAAGAUGAUGAAAUAGCCAGCUUGAAGAAAAUGGUUUUAGUUCAACAUGGAAGGGGCUCUCCAAUUGACAGCCCAAGACAUCCUUCAUCAUCAUCUAACAAUGUAGGGAAUAUGGUUUCACUAAAAAGUUUGUUUGACCCAACAAAAAUCGUGGCAAAGGGAUAUUUACGGAGUCUGAAUCCAUUGGAUGAGGUCGGGGGACAAGCUCUUGGGCCAAACUGGUGGAAACAGCUGAAGAAUGAUGGGGACUUCAUGGUUAUGACUGAGGACUCUCAACAAAAUGGAAAGUUUGGAAGCUACUUCUACUUCUUUCAACUUGUUAGGGAUGAGAGUCUUUUAGUUUGUGCACAAGAAAGUCUUUCAAGUUAUUGUAAAUGA
Coffea eugenioides is the source of this 1419-nucleotide messenger RNA. RefSeq lists its product as uncharacterized. The transcript has 7 exons. The record is from RefSeq and is a predicted model, not a curated record. Bases 1 to 1419 code for a protein of 472 amino acids. Lineage: Eukaryota; Viridiplantae; Streptophyta; Magnoliopsida; Gentianales; Rubiaceae.